UCUCUCCCCGGCGGCGGUGGCGGCGGUGGCGGCAGUGGCGGCGGCGGCUUCUCCCCCGGUGCAAUAUGUUCAAGAGAAUGGCCGAAUUUGGGCCUGACUCCGGCGGGAGAGUGAAGGGGGUUACUAUUGUUAAACCUAUAGUUUAUGGUAAUGUUGCUCGUUAUUUUGGAAAGAAGAGAGAAGAAGAUGGUCAUACUCAUCAGUGGACAGUCUAUGUAAAGCCAUAUAGGAAUGAGGAUAUACCUGUAACACUUUAUCACUUAUUAAAGCUAUUUCAGUCAGACACCAAUGCAAUGCUGGGGAAAAAGACAGUGGUUUCUGAGUUCUAUGAUGAAAUGAUAUUUCAAGAUCCAACAGCAAUGAUGCAACAAUUGUUAACAACAUCUCGCCAGUUAACCUUAGGAGCCUAUAAGCAUGAAACAGAAUUUGCUGAACUUGAAGUGAAGACCAGGGAAAAAUUAGAAGCUGCCAAGAAAAAAACAAGCUUCGAAAUUGCUGAACUUAAAGAAAGAUUAAAAGCAAGUCGUGAAACUAUCAAUUGUUUAAAAAAUGAAAUCAGGAAGCUCGAAGAAGAUGAUCAGAGCAAAGAAAUAUAAAAAAAUCUCACAAGGACUUAGUAGGGAAGCAACCAAAAAUAAAGUGGAUUUUGUGAAACGGAAUAAAUACUAUUAUGUUUCUUAAAGGAACUCUAGGCAUAAUUGUCUGAGGGCUUCUUAGCAAAGACUCCAAGGAUUUGUACCUCUUAGACAAUUUGAAUGUAAAAAAUCUGCAUAUAUAAUUAUAAGAUGCACUGUAUAGGCAUUUUGCUAAUCCACUGAGGGCAUUCUAUGACUUCAAGCACAACCUCUAGUUUUUUGUUGUUGUUUUUUUAAUUGCAUUGUGUAUAAAGCUUGGUAACUUUUGUGAGAAAUUUUCACUCUAAGGUAUAGCUUUUGCACAAAUUUUAUAUAUUUCAGAAAGUGGAAUUAGUUUUUAAAAAAUGGACUUGCCCAUUUAACUGCUUCGAGUAGGCUCAAGCCUAUUUUGUACAUGCUACGGAGAGAGAGGUUGCCCAGAGCAAUGAA
Gracilinanus agilis (Agile Gracile Mouse Opossum) is the source of this 1064-nucleotide messenger RNA. Its product is annotated as YEATS domain-containing protein 4-like. The transcript is spliced from 2 exons. The coding region runs from base 66 to 596 and encodes 176 amino acids. Gene Ontology annotation, biological process: regulation of DNA-templated transcription. NCBI's taxonomy places the organism in Eukaryota, Metazoa, Chordata, Mammalia, Didelphimorphia, Didelphidae. The record is from RefSeq and is a predicted model, not a curated record.